Messenger RNA from Chara braunii, 8500 nucleotides. The record is from the annotation of a GenBank genome assembly. NCBI's taxonomy places the organism in Eukaryota, Viridiplantae, Streptophyta, Charophyceae, Charales, Characeae.
GGUCAUUUGGAUAAUUGAGGAGCAUACACGCUCCGUGGAAGUCUUUCAAACAUGAGUCGUUACGGGUUGGAUGUAGAUGGAUAUAAAAAGACACUCGAGGAAAUGGAUGACAAAACUCUGAAAGCUGCAGAAGCUAAGAAGAGUCGGAAACUUGAGAAGUACAGUUUCGCAGCGGGUGCUGGAAUUGGAGCUGCCCCUUUCACGGCAGGUGUCAGCCUGGCUGGCACUGGGUUCUUUGCCUGCAAAGCCGGCCUUGCUAACGCACAGUUGGACCUCAUUCAUGCUGAGAUGAAGUGCCGACUUCAGCGACUUGAACAGCAUGUCGAGACCGACGAGGCAAUAACUUCAGAUGUGCUCGAGGAGUAUCACAAUUCAAUGAAUUCGCUACUUGAUCAUGCCCGUUUGGCCGUUGAGGGCCUUGUAGCAGAUUUCUGCAGUUCUGAAAGCGAAAAAAAAAAUGAACGGAAAUUUUGGUUCAAUUUCAAGGAGUGUUUUGACCGGGAGCUUUGUGGACAAGAAAUGGCCGAUGAAGACGCCUGGAGGUCGGUGUUGUGGUUGCAUAUGCUGAGCGUAUUAGCCGAGCACAUCAGCUCAUUUCGAUACUUCAAUUUCAAUUUCUAUCAUAUUAUAAAAGACUGGCUGCCCCGUUCCGGCAGUCCGAAUAUAUUGUGCAUCAAUAGUUAUCUGAGGUGUCUUCGGAAAGCAUUAUCCUUGGGUGGUAGCUCUAUUGCAGCCCUCAAAGACAUCCGAAUCUAUGGUCUGGAACCAUCUGUCACAUCGGAUGUAAGUGGUCGUCUCAGCUCACCCAUGGAAAUGAAAAAUGGUCUCCAAGAGCAGGGAGUGCGAAGCAGAUCUCAGCUCAGGCAGGUGAAACUCUUACAUCCAGUGCUCAGUCGCGAAGGAGCAGACGCCCUUUCAGCCAUGCUGACAACAAACAACACUCUUAAGAAACUCGACAUUCAUCUUGACGAAUAUCGUGACAUUGCAACGAUUGUGAAAGGGUUGCGGGAUAAUGCUUGCCUAGACGAGCUAUCGUUGGGCGCCGAUACAAUGCUUAGCCAGGAAGGGGCAGAUGCGCUUGCAGCCAUGCUCGCAACAAACAAGACUCUUAAGGACCUGAGAAUUUAUGUUUCCACCUACAGUCAUAACAUCGUAACUAUUGUGAAAGGGUUGCAGGAUAACACUUGCCUAGAAGCGCUCCACUUACACUUACAAACAUGGACACUGCCAUCUGAUUUGAGGGAAGAGAUGCUCUCUACCUUAGAGCGUAAUAAGACACUUCAGAGAUUUACUUUUGAUGACGAGUCUGAUAGAAUUAUUGAUCACAAGUUGGCUAGUAACCAGACAGAACGUCGGUUGUUGGAGGCUGGUGGAGGUGUGGAGCACACCAGCAGCAGCCACAUCAGAUGUUUUUUGGUUGGUGAACCUCUUGUGGGUAAGUCAACCCUGAUGGACUCCAUUUGUCGCGGAGCUUGGAAGUACUGCACAGACAAGAUCAAGCAGAUGACUCCUGGUGAUCGGCCUGCAAACUUUAAGCCCCAAACUAGGGGUAUUGAGAUGGUCCAUGUCGCCUCGAAAGGGAUCAACAUCCAGUUUUGGGAGCUGGGUGGACAAUCUGAGUACCGCACCAUUCAUGAUCUUUUCAUGCCAACUCUAGGUGGGGCCAUGGUGGUGCCACCCAUCUUCUUGCUUCUAUUCAAUCCGACGACCGAAUGUCAACAAUUAGUCGCGUGUAGCUCAAGUGGGACUCCGAGCAACUCUGUUGCUGAAGUUGAAAAGCGACAGUGGGAUGAGUUCUUGCAGCAACUGAGGUAUUGGUUGAGAUUCAUCGCAUCAAACUGCAAGGCCGAGAGAAAGCCUUUUGUGAUUCCCAUCUGCAAUCCUCACUUGACUCAGACUCAGAGCCAAAAGUUGCCUGACCUGAACCCUAGGGCUCAAGAGGUGCUCAGCUGGAUAUCCGAGGAGUUCCACGAGACACUUGACAUUGCGAAUGAGGUAUUCCUUAUUGAUGCAAGAGAGAGGAGGGACGCUGAAACAGUAAAGAAGUUUGUGUUCCACGAAGCAAAGGCACUUCUUCACAAUACCAAUGUGUUGCAAAUCAUGGAGACAGUGCAAACGUCAGUGAUCAAGUCCAAUCUUUCAAAGAAUCCUCUGAUGACUUGGUCCAAAUUUCGUGCAGCUUGCUGGCCACAGAAAAUGGCAAGCCAGUAUCAGGAGAGAAGUCUUAGCGGAGUACAAUCAGGAUCUCAUCAGACUGCUUUGGAUGAAAAUCUCCUUUUGCAAGCCAUUGCGAGCUGUCUCCAUGAUAUUGGACAGAUUAUCUGGUUUGAGCCAAUGAAAUCUGUGGUUUUGAACCCGCAAUGGUUUUGCUGCACGUUUGUUGGCAACCUCAUUCCAACGAAUUUCCGUGCUUCUAAAGUCUUCAAUGGGAUUGCCAGUCAAGGCCUCUUAGAACUCGUGUUGUCAGAAGCUGUUCCCAGGGCGUGCGAGGUUGGUGUGCGGGAUGUAGUAGAGUUCAUGUUGAGAAUGGAGCUUGCUUAUAAGGUCUUUGACGAUCCGAAGAGUGGCUUGCUGAUACCAACAUGCCUUCCCGAUCGUCAAGAUGGGGAUAAGAUCAGCUGGAAAGUGGAGAGGACAAAUGAGCAUGGACAGGACAGCCACUUUUUUGGGUACCGCAUUGAAUGUAAGGACAGAAAGAGAAGAAUGCUCACCGCAGGAUUCUUCCAUCGACUGCAGGUGCGCUUCCAUGAGAAAUUCCACGACAAGGGUGAUUACAGCUGCAAGAAGGACCUUUCCGAGAUAUUCUCCAAAGGCUACGAGAUCUACGUGGAGUUUGGGGGAGUUCAUGACGAUUGGAUUGACGUGAUGGCAUCAUCGCCUGAAACGUCUGCAGCAGAAUCAGCCGAAUGGGUUGAUCAGAACAUUGUGAGAGCCAUCUACCAACUUUGCUGUGAGCCGACUGGCCUCCCAGGUGUGGAUCUCAUGACGAAAAUUCUGCGUCCCGACUGUUUGACAGCAUCUUCAAUUGUUCCCCGGAGGUACCGAAGGGACAAUCAGACUGUCACAGAGGAAAAGCUGAUCGAGGAGUUGGAAAGGGAGGAAUAUAAUUGGAAUCAUUCCUGGCCUGCCAUUUUGGAUGAGCAGGGCCAGGUAAUUCUUCCACUAUCCUGCGAUGAUGCUAUGGCGCUAAUAAGACCGAAAACAUUGGAGCGCCACCUGUCCAUUCGGGAACAUGAGCUUAACAAAGUGCGUGAGAGCUUCAAUGUAGUUGAGGACACCUUUGAGCAAAGACGGAGUGAAUCUGGUCACGAAAACGGCACCGGCAGCAUCAGUGGUUGUUCUGAGGCACCAUUACUUGGAUGUCAACAGCCCACAGAAAAUGUUCAAGAGUUGGGUAAUUCGUCGACAAGGGAUAUGAUCCAUAAUCUGGGUAUAAAAGCUGAUCGGAUUUUCCAGUCGGUUGAUGAUCUGAAAGGAAGGGUGAAACAUCUGCAGGUGGACCAGAGUAAUGCCUUUGCAUGGAUCUGCAAUGAUCUGUCCAGAAUUUCUGUUUUCGCCACCCAGCAGCUCACUCGUCGCCUACCUCAUCGUGUUUACAUCACUGAGACAACAUCUGGCUCUCACCAGAAACUGAGUUUCCUGAUUGGCUUGAAGUCAGUUGAGCUGCACCUCAUGUGCGAAUCCCGAGACCGGUACCAUGUUGUACAUGGCCAGAAGGGGAAGAAGUUGCAUCUUCCGAAGAAGGAAAGAUGCCAUUUGUGGACUCUCUUCAAGUGGACAAUUCUGACUAUUACUGUGCUGCUGAAAACCGGCUGUGCAAUUUCCAUGGGCAUCUUUCAGCUUGUGCCAGACUUGGGUGGUGUGGCCAACUGGACUAGCUUUGUGAUUGGAGCACUGGGGAACGCUGGUCUGGAAUUUGUGGACUUGGGAGACCUUGAGCGGAGAAUGAAUGUCAUUGGAAAGGAUGUGCUCAAGGAUGAUGGUCCGGAAGAUGGCGUGAAGCGUCAGCAUGCAAUCGACUGGUUGGAGAGAAACCUGGAAGGUGGGGCAAGUGAGGUGCACGAAAGAUUUGACCUCAGGAGGGUGAGGUACAGAGACACAGGCUCGGUAGCCUGGAUAUGUAGCUCCUGCCUUAAGAAAAGCCAGCUGCGUGUCGAGGUUCUCCUAACGGAUUACCUAAGGUGCCUACCUGCAGAGGUAAGGACCAAGCUGGUUGAGGAGGCCUAUGUCGAACAGCACACCUUCGCUUCUUUUAGUAAGAAAGCUCUGGACAUAGAGGCAAAGUUAGGGUCUGCGCAUAAGGAUGUAGUAGAUCUGAUGUUGAGAAUGGAGCUUGCCUAUAAGGUCUGUGACGAUCCCAAGAGCAGCCUGUUGAUACCAUCAUGCCUUCCUCCUCGUCAAGAUGGGGACAUGAUUAGUUGGAAAGUGGACAGGAAAAAUGGGCAUGAACAGGAAGGCCGCUUUUUUGGAUACCGGAUUGAAUGUAAAGACAAGACGCAGACAAUGUUGACUGCAGGAUUCUUCCAUCGACUGCAGGUGCGCUUCCAUGAGAAAUUCCACGACAAGGGUGUUUACAACUGCCAGAAGGACCUUUCUUACAUAUUUUACAAUGGCUACGAGAUGUACGUGGAGUUUGGCGGAUUCCAUGAUGAUCGGAUUGACGUCUUGGUAUCAUCCCCUGAUGUUUCUGUUGCAGAAGCAGCCGAAUGGGUUGAUCGGAACAUUUUGAUAGCCAUCAACCAACUUUGCAGUGAGCCGACUGGUCUCCCAGGUGUGGAUCUGGUGAUGAAAAUUGUGCGCCCACGCUGUUUGACAACAUGUCCAAUUGUUCAGCGGAGGUGUCGGCGUGACGAUCAGACUGUCACAGAAGAAAAGCUGAUCGAGGGGAUGGAGAGGGAGGAAUAUAAUUACAAUCAUUCAUGGCCUGCCAUUUGGGAUGAGCAGGGCAAGGAAAUUGUUCCACCAUCUUGCGACAAUGCGACGGCGUUAAUCAGACCGAAAACACUGGAGUGUCACCUGUCCGUUCAGAAGCGUGAGCUGCACAGAGUUUGUGAGAGCUUCAAUGUAGUUGAAGGGAACUCAGGACAAAGACCGCAACAAUCUGGUUGCGAAAACAGCACUGGCAGGUUCGGGGAUUGCUCUGAGGCACCACUUGAAUGUGACCAGCCCACAAGCAAUGUUCAACAGGUGGGUGAUCCGGUGACAAGCAAUAUGCACGAUCUUGCUGUACAAUCUGACCAAAUUUGCUGGCACACGUCUGGACGCGAAAACAGCACUGGCAGCUCCGGUGGUUGUUCUGAGGCACCAUUUGGAUGUGAACAGCCUCCAAAAUAUGCUCAAGAGUUGGUUGACUUGAUGACGAGGGGGUUUCAUGAUGUGUGUAGAAAAGUUGACCGAAAUUUUCGGUCCAUCAACGAGAUGAGAGAAGUGGUGAACAUUCAGAGGGAAGAGCAAAGAAAUGCAUUUGCAAGAGUCUGCAGUGCUCUGUCUAGCAUAUCUGUUUUUGGCACUGAGCAGCACAGUCAUCGCCUACCUCAUCGUGUUUACAUCACUGAGAGGACAUCUGGCUCUUGCCAGAAACUGAGUUUCCUGAUUGGCUUAAGAAAAGUUGAGCUGCACCUCAUGUGUGAAUCCCGAGACUGCUGCCAUGCUGUGCAUGGCCAGAAGGGGAAGAAGUUGCAUCUUCCGAAAGAGGGAAGUCGGCAUGCGUGGACUCUCUUCAAGUGGACAAUUCUCGCUGUGACUGUGCUGUUGAAAACCGGCUGUGCAAUUUCCAUGGGGAUCCAUCAGCUUGURCCAGACUUGGGUGGCGUGGCCARCUGGACAAGCUUUGUGAUCGGAGCAGUGGGURAUGCUGGUCUGGACUUUGUAGACCUGGAAGACCUCAAGCGGAGAAUGAAUAACGUUGGAAAGGAUAUGUUCAAGGAUGAUGGUCCGGAAGAUGCCGUGAAGCGUCAGAAAGCGAUGGACUGGCUUGAGGGAAUCCUGGAAGGUGGGGCACGCGAGGUACGGGAAAGAUUUGAACUUAGCAGGGUGAAGUACAGUGACACAGGCGCAGUAACGUGGAUAUGCAGCUCCUGUCUCAAGAACAGCCAACUGUUUGUGGAGGGGACACCCUCUGCUCGUCAAAGCGUCAGUCAAUCUACAUGUGUUGCGCAGGGGUUGUUGGGUGUUUCACCGCACAGCGUUGGUUCGGAGGUCCGGUUAGGGAAAAGGCGCCGUGGUGGCAUAUCGCCUGUGACAUGCGGCGUCGUUGGCUCCGGCAUGACACACAUUUUGCCUUUCGCUGGUGUGCUGGGGGCUUCUCCACCGGGUGUGCCCGCGGUUCGUAACACUGCCGCGUAUGGAGGUGUGUUUGGUGGUCCGUUGCUGCCGUCCCCGCUCCUGCCUAGACGGCUGGACUAUGCGGCCACGAUUCCUCCGGCACCUGUAUGGUCACAUGCGGUAGCCCCGUCAUGUCCCGCUGGAGGCGCUUCUCUUUCAGGAGAUCGCAACGACGCUUGGCGUAGUCGAGCCGUUUCCCGUCCACGAGUCGUCAGCACGGCGGUCGGUUCAAUCGUGGUGCCGCCUAAGUCUCCCUACGUCGCUCCUAAUUCCACACCUCCGGUUGACGAUGUCGAUAGCUUUGCGGCAGUCGGUGGCACGCCAUUUUCGCCUGGCAACAACAUUGUGCGUGUGUGUGUGCAGGACGGGUGUCGGAGGCGGUUGUACGCUCUCCGCGAUGCUAUGGCCAGUGUGGGUGACCAUCGUGGACCGGUCAGCGACGUUAUUGAUCGGCUGCUCCACUGGUCCUUGUCAGCCAUCCGUGCGGAGUUUGGUGUCGGGGUAGCAGAUUUCACGUUGCGUUAUUUGCCAGGCGAUUCCGGUGCUGACUACGGUCAGGGGGGUUCGCAGGGUUCAGCGAGCGGAGGGUUGGGGGAGUCGCAGGAGGGAUCGCAGAACUCGUUCCCGUCGUCGCAUCGUGCAUCGCAGCGCAGUGACAGAGGGCGUGGUAGACCCCGCAGCACGGGUCGGUACACACAGACACCUACCCGGCCGCAGACGUGGUGGGACAGUUGGGAAGGUGUUGACCAGUGCGGUCCCGGGCCGGAAACUGACCGUGCCAGUGUUCAGGAGAUGAUGGCACUGUGGAGUGGACCGACAACGCCGGAUGUUGUGUUUCUCGAGCCGGUCAAGCUCCUUCAGUUGCUGGCCAUGUUGCAUCUAUAUUGGCUGUGGCACAAGGGCUCGUGCCGUGUGUCUGUGGAGUCUGUCUCCUAUCCAGCGCAGCUCUGUAAGCUGAUGUUCGUAUGCGAUAAGAAAUGCAAAUGGACGUGGCACACGGCACUCGUGACCACGAACGUCUAUCACUCGCGACUGCAGCAGCAACUCUUUCAUGCGACGGUCACCACCGGCCUGACGUUCACGCUCCUCGAUAACUUUUGUGUUGGUUUAGGGAUGUGCUCGGUGCACAAACCCACGUUCUACAAGUUUAUGCGCACAGAGGCAAGGGAGGCGGAGGGGUGGAAUGAGAAGGUCGUACGGCAGGGCAUUAAAUAUUGCGAGCUUGCCAUUGACACUGUGAUGCGCCGUGGUGAGCCAGUGACAUUGAUGGUCGAUGGUCGAUAUGACUCGGCUUGUUAGUAUCAUGCGCAUGAGGUCGGGAUGUGGUUCCUCCACGCUUGUCAGCUGUCCAGGGACGAGGGUGGAGACACCAUCAGUUUGCACCGCGACAUCAUGUUGGUCGCCGCUCAUUGGGCUGGUGAUGAUUCGGAAUGUGUCGGUGGUAGGGAGGUUUUGUGCGAGAAGGCCGGUGGGCCUGCACGAUUGCCUUUGUAUAGCCGCACGGACACGGUGUACGAGCUCGUUCUGCGUGUUCUUGGGAAACAAUGCAGCACUAACACCACGCCGUACUAUGUCGAGUUUCGACACACAUCGGCGGUGGAGACUUUUCAGGGCACCAUCAUCAUCUAUGCGAAGAAGUCGGUGCAUUUCGAGAAGUCUUACUGUGCGCGUCUGGCGAUCGCAGUGAUUCGGUGGAACAGUCACUGCUGGCGCGACCCAGUCGGGUACGUUGCUCGCAUAGCUGCGGGUACUUCCAUACGUCCGAGAUCAGGCUUCCGUCGACAGAACGAGGAGGCGGUCGACUCUUGGCAGGCCAGGUUGUCGGCGUCCGUGUUCGGUUCGGCUCGUGUUUCUGACUGGGCUCGAGAGCUUCUGCGACAAGAGGUUUGUCCUUAUGGAGCCGGGUCAUUGCCGCGCGAUCUGUUCAUCGCGGGUGGGGGCGACCCAGUGAAACUCGCUGAUGAUGCUGCCUCCGGAUCUGACCAUGAGGUGGUGGGGGAGAAUCGUAUUUUCAUCAUCGGUCACGUGGAGGAGGAUGUGGUGCCUGCAUGCGAUGAUUUCGAGCCGACAUCGAGCUCGGAAUCUGAGGGUGACGAUAUAGAGUUGUUCAGCGUCUGACUGGUUGUUUCGUUCACCUGACUUUCAUCUGUUGAUCCGAUAAUCAUUGCGCACAACA